GAAAUUUUGCAUGAAGACUCUCCCUAUUCAAUAAACGCGCCAGAUCUUGGUCAUCAGCAAAGUGUAAAAAGAUCAUGUUCAAUAAACUCGCCAAAGCUUAAUUCAAAUGAAUGUGAAAAGACUAUUACCCUUGAAGUUGAAUCGUCAGAUACUAUUGAUCAAGUUAAACAGAAAAUUCAAGACAAAGAAGAUAUUUUUCCAGAUCAGCAACGUCUUAUCUUUGCAGGCAAACAACUCGAAGAUGAUC
Messenger RNA from Dentiscutata erythropus, 247 nucleotides. The record is from the annotation of a GenBank genome assembly. Lineage: Eukaryota; Fungi; Glomeromycota; Glomeromycetes; Diversisporales; Gigasporaceae.